Peromyscus maniculatus bairdii (prairie deer mouse) is the source of this 4440-nucleotide messenger RNA. Lineage: Eukaryota; Metazoa; Chordata; Mammalia; Rodentia; Cricetidae. The record is from RefSeq and is a predicted model, not a curated record.
GCGCCAACUUUGCCGGAGGCGCUUGCAGCGGGGGCCGGGCGGCCGCAGGGGGUGGCGACCCCGGAACGCGUCCCGCGGUGUCCUCAGAGAGCGCCCCUGGCAGCAAACGCAACAGUGCGGGACGCCGGGGCCCGCGGCUCCUCCAGCCGGGGCGGGGGCUCGUCGCGCUCCGCUGACAGCCUUGGUGGCGACGGUCGCGCGCCUUUGCGCGCAGCUUGGCGAGUGGAGAGGGGGCGCGGGCAGCCUGGAGGCGCGCCGCUGCGGCGAGCUGGCCGCUCUCGUGAGGUACUGCGGUGCCCGGCACAAAGGAACGCAUCCAAAGUGUGCGUGCCAUGCCCACGGCCCGCAGCGGUGUCCCGAGCUCGCUGCACGCGGUGGACCUCAGGCGAGCGCAGCCCCGCCCCCGCUCGGGUCACUGGGCAUCAGCGAGCCUCGCCGCCUGCACCCAGACUUAAGACAACGGAGAUGCUGGAUGAGAACCACCAUCUGAUCCAGUGCAUCCUGGACUACCAGAGCAAGGGCAAGACGGCCGAGUGCACUCAGUACCAGCAGAUCCUGCACCGGAACCUGGUCUACCUGGCCACGAUAGCAGACUCCAACCAGAAUAUGCAGUCGCUGCUUCCUGCGCCACCAACACAGAACAUGAGCCUGGGCCCGGGAGCGCUGAGCCAGAGCGGUUCCAGCCAGGGCCUGCACCCCCAGGGCAGCCUCGGCGACGCCAUCAGCACAGGCCUGCCCCCUGCCUCCCUCAUGCAGGGCCAGAUCGGUAACGGUCCAAACCACGUGUCCAUGCAACAGACGGCCCAGAGCACACUGCCCACAACCUCCAUGAGCAUGUCAGGCAGCGGUCAUGGUACUGGGCCUGGCUACAGCCACUCGGGACCCACCUCACAGAGCGUUCCCAUGCAAGGCCAAGGUGCCAUCAGCAACUAUGUAUCUCGGACCAACAUCAACAUGCAGUCCAACCCAGUCUCCAUGAUGCACCAGCAGGCAGCCACGUCCCACUACAACUCGGCACAGGGCGGGAGCCAGCAUUACCAGGGCCAGGCGCCCAUUGCCAUGAUGGGCCAGGGUGGCCAAGGGAGCAGCAUGAUGGGACAGCGGCCCAUGGCGCCCUACCGACCCUCCCAGCAAGGCUCUUCCCAGCAGUACCUAGGCCAGGAGGAGUACUACAGUGAACAGUACAGCCACAGCCAGGGUGCUGCAGAGCCCAUGAGUCAGCAGUACUACCCAGACGGCCACGGCGACUACGCCUACCAGCAGUCGUCCUACACAGAGCAGAGCUACGACCGCUCGUUUGAGGACUCCACACAGCACUACUAUGAGGGGGGAAACUCCCAGUACAGUCAGCAACAGACUGGGUACCAGCAGGGCUCAGCGCAGCAGCAGACCUACUCCCAGCAACAGUACCCCAACCAGCAGAGCUACCCGGGCCAGCAGCAAGGCUACGGCCCUGCCCAGGGAGCCCCCUCACAGUACUCGAGCUACCAGCAAGGCCAAGGUCAACAGUAUGGAAGCUACAGAGCAUCGCAGACGGGACCUUCUGCCCAGCAGCAGCGGCCUUACGGCUAUGAGCAGGGGCAGUAUGGAAAUUACCAGCAAUAAGGAACAAGUGCUGUCUUUGGACCCUUCACAGUAGUAUGUUCUGGACAAGCCAGUGGCAGUUCUGAUGAGUCAUGACAUGUUGGUUACCCUGCGCCCAAUGCCAUGUCUGCAUGUGAGGCAGGCUCAUUUCAUGCUGGGUAUGAUGCCAAGCGUGCACUACUGGCUGUGAUGGUGUGACAUUUGGUGCUGUGUAAAGUAUUGUAUAUCGACACGAUGGAGAGGUUGUCCUGUUUGUGCCCCUCACCCCUCCUAGAUGUUCUUAGCUAGCUUUGGGGGGUCAUACUGCCAUCACAUGUUCGUGGCCAGUGAUGAGACAGUAUCUGAAAGACACCAUGGUCCAUGUUACCGUAAGCAGACCCAGCGUGUUCCUCUCACACCUUUGUUGCAGAGUGGACUAUAAAUGUUUCUUUAACUGGCUGCCCACAGCUUGACACACAUACUGCAACCCUGGGUGGCCAUCUUCCUGUGCCUGGAUGGGGCUUGGGGACACCUUCUGUGUCUUGGGCUAGUUUCUUGUAUCACUGUAACAAAGAAAAUGUGCUUCAUGUGGAGAGACCGUGAGCUGUCCUCUCCAGAACUCACCCACCGCCUGUGUCCGUCCACUCCCUGUGAUCCCAAAAGUGUGUGGCUUUAAAUUAGACAAUGAAGAGGGGUCAGUGACUCUAUUCUGAGGAAUCGUGCCCAUGAGGGCAGUGUGAGAGCAACCCACCCUAGGGAGGGCAGUGUUCUGCAGAGCGAGGCUCGCUGUCUGCCAGCUGUGUUGUGAGUAGUGUGGCUUUGCCCUUGUUUAUUUGAUGUCAUGUCAAGGAUUUGAGUAUGCCCGGUCCUAAACUUCAAGAGAACUGGAAGUACUGAUGCUAAAUUUUACAAGUUCAGAUUGUUAAGCAAGCGUUCCUUUGCAUUUAGGGAAAUCUGAAAUCCACACCGUAUUUUUAACAAAUCGAAAUAACUUUAUUAUGUUAUUUUAAAUGAAAAGUACAAGUUUUAUAUAGUGAAAUUUAGUGGGUUUUUUCUUUUUUCAUUACAUCCCUAGAAUGUUCAAUCUCAUUUUAAUUCUGUGUAAAACAUGAGAAACAGCCUUUUUGAAAAGGUACGAUCAAAGGGAAAUACCACAUAUAAUGUAGCACUGGCAUUUCUCAGCCUUUAUUGGGACAGUAAUAAUCAUGUUACUAUGAAGGGGGUGGGCUUCAAAAUAAGUGCUGGUGUAAUUCUAAGAAUAACCAAGAAGAUACAAAAACAAAAAACCCAAGGAUCCAGAGCCUGGUGCAUCACCUAACCAGGUUUUGUUUUGUGUUUUUAGACAAGGUCUUGAGUAGCCCAGGCUGGCCUCAAACUCACUGAAUAGCUAAGGCUGACCUUAAGUUCAUGAUCCCCCUGCCUCCACUUCCCAAGUCCUGAGAUUUCAGACAUGCACCACACCUGGCUCUAUUGUGUCGGUUGAUAGCUUCUCGAAUAUGAACUUACCGAUAUGAAACUCACCCAUAGUUCAGUGGGUGAGGAUGUACAAGGCACUUUUGUGGGUUUUACUUGAAUUAAUCUUGACAGCCUUGCUGGGAAAAACAGAGCAAGGACUAUUUCACUUAGAGGGCUAGACUGAAGGACUUGUCUGUGUUGGCUACAGUCCUGUUCUCCCCUUCCUGUAGAACUGAUACAUACCAACAAAUGCAGGCAUGUAUGUCUUGUAGGCAUAGGGUUUAGGAAACCCUUAACACUGGCAAGGGCUGACCAUGUGACGGUAUUACCUUUACAGAAAUGAGUUUCUGAUCGCUAAGUGACAAGUAUUAGCAACUUCAUUUUAGGGGGUCAUCUCUUUUGCUCCUUUCUUUUCUGGAAAUUUUUAUAAAACUAGUCUACAAGCUCAAUUGGGGCCUAAAAUUUCCCAUUGAAAAUGUCGAAACAUUUUAAGUAACUGUGAAAAUGGUUUUUAUUCCUUGCCAAUCUGGGAAUAUGCCUUUUAUGUGUGUGUGUGCAUGUGUGUUUGCGUGUGUGCGUGUAUGUGUGUUAAGUGCUGUAUUAGUAUGUGUGUAUGUGUAUGUUAAGCGCUGUAUUAGUGUGUGUGCGUGUAAGUGCUGUAUUAAUACUUUUUGAAAGAAAAGGACACUUAAAAAAUGUAUCACCCCAAAACUUCAAUCUGAAAUGUCUUACAUUAAGAAUUUCUUGAAUGUUGUGUAUAUAUUUUUAAAAGCACUUUGUGAAAUAGUUUGUACAUUUAUUUCCUAAUUUAUACAUGAUUUUGGUGUUAAUAUAUUUAAUGAUUAAUAAUAAUGUUUAUUUAAUGUUUUGUUCAUUUUUAUGUAAUUUUUGUGGGGAAAAGUGAUGCCAGCAGUUCUUUUUCAUUGACUGUAUUAUAGCUUCUGUAACAUGAAUGUUUGGAAAGUCCUAGGCUGAAAUGAACCCCUUCCUGCAGGUGUGGUUGACUGUGCUUUGUUUUUUUAUGACUCCUCCUACCGAAGGCCAGAAAAGAUGAAAAGGGAGAUUUGGAAAUCGCUGCUCAUUCUUCUUCCUGUUUCCCAACAUCCGUCCAACACUUGGUGAACUUGACCAGUGAUGAUUGAGGUUUUCAGAUGUGCUGACAGUUACCUGCUGCUUGGCAGAAGCCCGGAGUCUGGGGCUGUGGUUGGAUGAACAACGCCUCUCCAGACUUAGCUUAGCACAGUGGGAGACUGGAGAUGUCUGCAGAGGCACUGGGCAAAGGAGGGCCUUGACCAGGAAGGAAGGGUCAUCCUAUCCUGUAGUACCAGUUUUCAGGCGUGGGCUUCAGUAACGAGCGUCCAUUCAAAAUUGUAAAAAGAGGAAGACUUUCCAUUUUCAUUAAAACAUUUUUUUUAGCCAUUA